This is a messenger RNA of Panonychus citri (citrus red mite), 3106 nucleotides long. RefSeq names its product putative mediator of RNA polymerase II transcription subunit 26. NCBI's taxonomy places the organism in Eukaryota, Metazoa, Arthropoda, Arachnida, Trombidiformes, Tetranychidae. The coding region runs from base 513 to 2660 and encodes 715 amino acids. The transcript is spliced from 2 exons. The record is from RefSeq and is a predicted model, not a curated record.
UGAUUCAAUGAAUUGGAAUCUUCUCACUCUCUCAGUCAUAUUUAAUUUCCUCUUUCACCAAUUAUUCCGGAAAUAGGCUUGGUUCAUCUUCUCAUCAUCUCCUUUGUCCCAUCAAUUUGCUCCACUGUUGAUUUAUGUUCCUUGUUAAUUAAUUGUAGUUAAACAUUCACCAAGUAAACAAUCAACUGGUUCUCAUCUCAUAGUCUCCAUUUUCUUGCCUUAAUUUUAUUCUUUUCACUCUAAAUUCUCAUCGGUCAAAUUGAACCAAAAUUCUCACUUGAUGAUUAGUUAAUUUGAUUCUUGAUUCUUCAAUUCCUAUGGUUCCUUAAUCUUUGGUGUUGAUAGAAAUUCAGUUUUCAAUGUUCAUCGGGACUCUGGUGAUUUCCAAUGCGUUGGUGUGUUGAGGCUGAAAUAUUGACCAAAAGAGAAGAAGAUAAGUGAGAAAGAGAAACAAUUGAAUUGUGGGCCAUUGGAAGAUAAAAGAGAGAGAGAGAGAGAAAUGAAGAAAGCAAAUGUUUAAAGGAAAGAAAAAAAGUAAGAAGAGAAAGAGGAAGAUGAUUGAUGAGAGAGAAACGACCAGACCAAGAAGAUUAGCCUCUGAGAGAGCGAAGGCUUAUUUCUUGAGCGAUGCUUCAAUUUCAAAGCAAUUGGAAAAGGAGGAAAGAGAUCUAAGGAAAGCUCUAAAAGUCUCUCGAAUGGAAGCUUUGAGAGCCCGAAAGAAUGGCAAUGAGAGCAAGAGUGUAAAUUGUUCAUCGUCUUCUUCAUCAACCACAUCUACCUCAUCAUCUAAAUCAUCCUCAUCUUCUUCAUCUUCAUCACCCACAUCUCCUCUUUUAUCUCUACCAACUACACCAAAAACCACUACCAAAGGAACAAGAACUGCCUCUGUAAACCAAAAGCUCCAAAGGAAAAUGGGUAAACCUAAACCAAUGGAAAUAUCAACAAAAAACAUCAAAGGUUCUGGUAAAACUAUGAACCAGGUUAAGCCCAUUGACGAUGAUGAAAAACCAAAGUCUCCAAAAUGGAUUAUCCGAACCCGAAGUCAAAAUCCGAAUAAUAACAAUAAUUCCAACUGCCAGCUUGUGAAUUACUCAUUGGAUUCUACGGAUAAAGAAAUGUUUAAUUGUGAUAAACAAAAAGCAACAACAACAACAACAAUAACAAAUCAAUUAAAUGGCAAAACGAUUGAUCCAAUACAAUCUAAUGGUACAACCAAAGGUAUUUUACCUUCACCUUUGAUACCAUGUGCCAAUUUACCUUCAGGCAAAGAUAAUGGUCUCAUUGGUUUAAUUCCUACAGUUAAUGGUGAAAAUUGUGAUAAACCUCGACCCAGGAUCAUGGCACAGAGGAAAUUUGCAUCUAUUACAUAUAAUUGUAAUACUUACCUUAAACCUCGUGAUUCCGAUUUAUCUCCAAUUAAGGAAUUGUUCACCAAACAUAAACCAUCGGCAGAAGAUUUUCUAACUUUCCUGUGUUUCAAACGAACUGAUUUACUGCCACCUCAUCUUGAUUUCUAUUCUCUUAACAAUAUUACCUCUUCUUCUUCUUCUGAUGGUUCUAAUGUACCAUCUAAUGGUAUUAAUACUACAAUUACCAACGAUAAAACUGCCAACGGGAUAAAUCCCGUAAAUUUAUCCGAUAACAAAUCCACCGUUAAACAGCCAUCAAACACUAGCAACAAUUCAUCUACCUCUGCAAUUAAAACAAAUUCUAGAAAUAUAACAAAUGGUAAAGUUCAACAAAGUUGCCGAAAACGAGCUAUGAAUUUUAUAAUUCGAAAAAGUGUCGAUAAUCGGAAGAAAGAACCUGAUCUGGUGCAUGCGAAUCAAAUGAAUCGUAAAAAUUGUAUAAAAUCAAGUAACAAAAACAAUUCCGAUUGUGGAACAUUGAAAACCAAUCAAAGGACAAAUAGGACAAACACUUCAGGUCGACCAUGUAAAUCACCAAAAAAGUCAACAUCAAGAAGUGAUGAAAAUGAAGUUAAAAGAUCACCUUUGAAAAAGCCCCCGAAGGCAUCGUCCUCAUCCCGCCACAAAUCUCAUACCGAAGUCAAAUUCACUACCUUCAAGGAAAAGAUAAAUACUAAUCCAAAGGUUGAUCAGAAGACAAUUAAUCCAAUUAUAAAUGGGAAAGUAUCCAAAAAAUCUCAACCUAAACUGUCUAAUCUCAAUCCCGAUACAAGAGACAGAAAAAAGGUCGAGAGAAAAGUUAAUUGUGAUCGUAUUCUUCGGUCAAAUCGUGCAUCUAGUUCAACAUCGAGUACUGAACCAUGUUUGAUCGUGGAAACACCUCAAGAAGUAUUAACAAAUGGAAAGCGUUCUAAUAUAAAAGCAGAAAAAUUGGAUUUAACAACAAUUAUGAUCAAUAGUAAACCUGAGAAAAGUGCAAUAAAUGGAAACCCUGUUGAUAAAUUAGAUAGAAAAAGAAAAUGCAAUGUUGCCGAUAUUAUCGUUGUGGAUAAUGUUAAAAAACGCCGAACAACAACUGCCCCACAAUCAACAGUAUCCACCAAUUGUGAGUCACGUCGACCCAAGAAAAGCGGAACAAUCGAAUCAUCACCUGAGACAAUAACAUCGAUCUCCGAACAAUUGAGAAAAGACUCGACCACCAAGUCCGUUGGCCACAAUCGAAUUGAGACCAGAAGUCACGCGAAAAGAUGAGAGACAAAUAAAAUUUAUGGAACAUCAAAAUUGGACAUUGUUUUUAUCCUUCUCACUUCUCGAAAAAAGGACUUUAUUCUCAAAGUUAAAUUUAUUUGUUUGCCUCUUUUUUUAUAUUUUUAUAUUUAUAAUCAACGAGCUUGAUCCAUAUGAACGCUGGUUCGUUAUAUCCUAUCUCUCUCUCUAUUUAUCAUCCCAUCUCCAUCCUUUCCCCGCAUCCUUGAGCACAAUUAACUUAUUGUUAUACAUUCAAUCAGCUCAGUCACUUUCCUCAUCAUCGUUUCUCAUCUCAAUUAAUUUUGAUUGAUUCAAAGGUUGCUCGACAUCAGACCUGUCAGAUUCAAAGAAAGUAAAUUGUGUUAGCAUUUAUCAAGAAAAAAGAGUAAAUUUUACAAUCACAAUAUACCAAGAGAAAAAUGAAUGAAAAUUAAUUCUCUUAUAAGAAA